UAUAUAUUAUAUAGAUCAGUGAGCUUAUUGACGAUGUUGUUUAGCAUAGUUUAUGCAGUAAAAAAUGUACGAAUAGAAAUCUUUUUUUCCACAAUCCAUUGUUGUGUAGAUCUAGAAAGUGAAAGUAAAACACUAUUUAGAUUUGAAUCAACUUUGAAAGACAGGACAAUGGCGGAUCUGUCUCAGUACAUUAUUCCCAACAGCACUGAAGUAGCGCUGCUAGACUGUCAGAAAGCUUUCGAGGGUUUAUCCAAUGAAGAAAGACUCUAUGCACACCAUCUGGCUCAGGCCAGUUUUAAAGGCGGUCUAAUUGUUUUAUUUCAGACAUCGCCAGAGUCCCCUGGUAUUUUCCUUUUACUUCAAAAACUGUUCCGAGCACAAGAUCCAAAGGAGUUGUCAGAACUUGCCUUAUCGGUUGGUUUUACUCAGGAAGAUGUCGAUGGCUUCCUUAUUUAUGCAGCUGCUUUUUAUGGCAAUAUGGGAAACUAUAAAUCCUUCGGUGAUACAAAGUUCAUUCCUAAUGUUGAUGAGUCUAAAGUAGAAAAACUUAUCAAGUCUAGCAAAGCUUAUAAGCAAGAUCCUGCUGGUAUAGAGACACUUUGGAGUGCAGUACAUAAAAGAAUGUUUUCUCUAGAACACAAGGAACUUGGUCUGGGUGACAAGGGGAUUUCAACUUACUACUCUGCUAACUGUGAUGAAGUUGAUGCUAAAAUUGCUCAAGAAUUUUUGGAUGCUAAAGAAAUAAGUCCUUAUAACACACGACUGUUCAAAAAUAAAAAUCCAGGCACUGGUGAAAUAGAAUAUGAAGUCAGAUUAGCUUCUGUUGAAUCAAGUAAUGCUGAUUUACCAGGUUAUGUUUUUGGUGAAACCAGUUUUGUGCCAAAAGAACUAGGCAGAGAGUUAAAGUUCACGGUGACAAGGGGAGACUAUUCACCUUUGAUGGCUCAAGUGGUGAAUGAGUUGAAAAGCGCUGAGGCUCAUGCUGCAAAUGAUUUAGAGAAACGGAUGCUUGCUGAGUAUGUGAAAAGUUUUUCUUCAGGCUCAAUUCUCGCACAUAAAGAUGGUUCUCGCUACUGGAUCAAAAAUACUGGACCCAUUGUUGAGACAUAUAUUGGCUUCAUUGAGUCCUACAGAGAUCCUUAUGGAGUGAGAGGAGAAUUUGAAGGUUUUGUAGCUGUAGUGAAUAAAGACAUGUCUGCCAAAUUCUCCAAUCUGGUUAACAAUGCAGAACGUUUGCUGGCUCACCUCCCUUGGCCUGUGGAAUAUGAAAAGGACAAAUUCUUGAGGCCAGAUUUCACCUCGUUGGAAGUCUUGGCUUUCGGUGGCAGUGGGAUUCCAGCUGGUAUCAACAUUCCUAAUUAUGAUGAUAUUCGACAGAAUGAAGGUUUUAAAAAUGUCUCGUUAGGAAAUGUUUUAACUUCAGGAUAUAAAGACUCCAAAGUGACAUUCCUAAGGGAACAAGACAAGGAACUGUAUUCAAAAUAUAAAAUUCAGUCUUUUGAAGUCCAAGUAGGUCUACAUGAACUUUUAGGCCAUGGUAGUGGGAAACUAUUUAUUGAGGAGGAACCAGGCCAGUUUAACUUUGAUAAGGAUGCAGUCACACACACUGAAACCAAAGAAAAGGUAACUAGCUGGUACAAGUCUGGAGAGACCUGGGACAGCAAAUUCUCUACCAUAGCUUCAACCUAUGAAGAAUGUCGUGCAGAGUCUGUUGGAAUCUAUUUGUGCCUUCUGUCUGAUGUACAAAGCAUCUUUGGUCACACUGGGGAUGAAGCUGAUGAUAUCAUUUACAUCAAUUGGCUCAACAUGGUCCGAGCUGGACUUCUAGCUUUAGAAUUCUACUCACCUGAGACUAGUUCCUGGAGGCAGGCUCACAUGAAUGCCAGGUUUGUCAUCCUACGAGUGCUGAUAGAGGCUGGAGAAGAUUUAGUCAAAAUUGAGAAAGUGACGGGUGAGGAUGGCAACCCUGAUCUUCUUGUUCUGCUGGACAGGGCCAAGAUCAUUUCAGUUGGUAAACCAGCCAUUGGGGCCUUCUUGAGGAAAUUGCAGGUCUACAAGUCAACAGCUGAUGUUGAAGCUGGCAAAAAAAUGUAUGCAUAUUAUUCUGAUGUCAAUGACCAGGAUGAACCAAAGUUCUUAAGCCUGCGCAGCAUUGUUAUGGACCGGAAACAGCCCAGAAAGUUGUUUGUUCAACAUCACACUUACAUUGAGGAUGGUGUUGUGAAACUCCAGUCUUACGAGCCAAGCCCAAGUGGACUGAUUCAAUCAUUUGUCGACAGAUUCCCCUCUGAGGAUCUUGAUCAGGUUGUCAGUCAAUUGUGGGAAAAGGAAAAACCAUUUUAUUAACUGCUUUUUUAUCUAGCUAUCCAAAGUACUACGUCUGAAAUGAAGUAUUUUUUAUUUAUGAGGCUGUACCAAAAGUCAUUGCUAAUGUGUUUCAGCCAGCAAUAUGUGUGUGUGUGAUGGUGUAUUGUUAUAUGUCUCAUGGCUCAUCUCUUGAUCACUUUGAACUGUAAGCAUCUUUCUUUCACUUUAUUCACUAUAUCUCAAUGGUUUUACUUUAGGAUGCCCCUUUCUAUGUUUACAUUCUACAUUUUUGAAUCGUUUAAUUCUUCCAAGAAGAAAAUUUUGUAUUUUUAAAUUCUUUUUUUUUUCCAUUUAAUUAUAUAGAAUUUUCUUUUGAAUUUAUAUAAGUUAAUAAUAUAUUAAUAUAAGUUAUGUAAUGAUGUCAAACACAACUUCCUUUUUUUUUUUUAAAUCUAUGUGCCCUUUCCCCACAUCUUGCCACCCAAUUCCCCGAAUGGGGUGGGAGGGUCUAAGUAUGCCCUUUCCCCAGUUAUUUUAAACACAGAAAACACAAAAGUUUCAGAUAAUAUAUAUAUAUUAGUGGGCACAAGAAAAAAAUUUAGAAAAUUAUGCAUGUAUAACUAAAGAAAAUGUAAAACAAAUUUCAUUGGGACAAAAAGGUGUUUUUUGUUAAUAUCUGACUGGACAUGUAAAGAAAACAUUUCCAAGGAUGUUUCUAGUAUUCACGUGUUCAUGUCAUAUUUUGACAGACAUUCAGAAAUGUAGUAUAUUACUCGGGUAUAAUACAACAAGACUUGGUUUUCCCUCAAUUUUGUUAACAUUUUUAUAUUAUUCGCAUAGUAUAACUUAUAUAUAUAUAUGUUUCAAGUCAAACAAUGUUAUGACACACAGUGGAACACAACUUAGGGGUAGAUUUAUUGAUUCUUAAAGAAAUAUAUUUUUAAAAACAUCCAAUAUUUAAAUAAUAAAUAUGUUUUAUAUAGAAACAUAGUAUAUUAUUAAAAAGCUCUAACCAGACCCUCUUUAUUAAUUGGGAUUUCACUAUAUGCAGUUCGUGUUAUUUCUUCUGUUGUUCACCAAAUACAUGUUUAAGGACUAAUAAAAUUAUGUUUUUCAAACUGA
Molecule: messenger RNA, 3429 nt
Organism: Biomphalaria glabrata
Lineage: Eukaryota; Metazoa; Mollusca; Gastropoda; Planorbidae
Product: dipeptidyl peptidase 3-like
Exons: 19
Coding region: 34-2346 (770 amino acids)
Biological process (GO): proteolysis
Cellular component (GO): cytoplasm
Molecular function (GO): dipeptidyl-peptidase activity; metalloexopeptidase activity
Source: RefSeq, a predicted model, not a curated record